AUGUCAUCUUCAUCCUCAUCGUCAUCAACUUCUGAAACGUCAACCCUGGCCUUGAUGACUCCUCCCGACUCAUCGCCGGGCUCACCCACAAAGAUUCAGUCAGAGUACGAAUCGCCUUUCUCCUCUACUCCAAUCUCUCGAACACGUUCACCAGCACCCACCAAACCUUUCACCUAUACCGACUCCCUUCUUACCCUCACGGAUAAUGUAACUUCCUCCAUCGCUUCAUCCAUCUACUCAAUCGGUGGUGGACCAUUGAUCUCGGUAGCGAAAUUUGCGAUAUUGCAAAUGAUGAGUUCUCAGAUAUCUUAUGGGAAAUUAACUAUUAUCACUCCCCAAGGUGAAUCCCAUACUUUCCCUUCGGAAUCAAACAGUACACAAGAAGACGGAGAGGCAGAUGGGCAAAAGACAGAAGUUACGAUCAAAGUAUCAAAAGAUAGUUUCUGGUUGAGAUUGGUAGCUCAGGGCGAUUUGGGUUUUUCAGAAUCUUACAUGAUGAGUGAAUGUGAGGUUGAUGAUCUGGUAGGGGUCUUCAAGAUAUUCAUCAAAUCUUCACCUUCCUCAUCAUCAACCAACAUUUCUGGUGUCCGCACCAUCCCAUCUAGGAUCUUCUCCUUGAUCACCUCUUUGACCAACUCCCGAUUCGCUAACACCAUAACCAACUCGAUCUGUAAUAUUUCAGCUCACUACGAUCUGUCGAAUGGGAUGUUCAGCUCUUUCUUGAGUAAAGAUAUGACUUAUUCAUGUGCUAUCUAUCCCGAUCUAGAUAAAGAUUUGUAUGAUGGUACAGAAAUGAAGAGGAGACAAGGGAAGAUUGUAAAUGCUUACGAUAAUGAUAAAGGGGAAGACGAACUGGAGCAAGCUCAAUUGGCUAAACUAAGACAUAUAAUCAAGAAAGCGGAUAUCAGACCUGGACAUCGAGUAUUAGAGAUCGGCUCAGGAUGGGGAAGUAUGGCCAUUGAGGCUGUAAGACAGACCAACUGUACCGUUGACACCAUAACGCUUUCGUCUCAGCAGAAAGCUUUGGCUGAGGAUAGGAUCAAAGCUGCUGGUCUGGCAGGUAGGAUAAGGGUCUGGUUGAUGGACUAUCGAAAAUUACCAGAAUCUUGGAAAGGUACCUUCGAUCGAGUCGUCUCCAUUGAAAUGUUAGAAGCCGUGGGAAAAGAAUUCAUACCUGGUUAUUUCGGAGUCCUGAAUGAGAUGUUGAAUGAAAGCGGUGUAGCGUGUAUUCAAGUGAUCACCAUACCUGAAUCGAGAUUCGAGAAGUACCAACAAGAAGUUGACUUUAUCAGAAAAUGGAUUUUCCCAGGUGGCUUCUUACCUACUGUAACGUACACUUUAGACUCAGCUACUCAGGGGUCAAAGAAUAGAUUGGUACUUGAUAGUAUAUCGAAUAUAGGGCCCCACUACGCUAGGACACUAAGGGAAUGGAGACAUCGAUUCAUAGCUAAUUUCAAUGAUUCUGUCAUUCCUGCGCUGUUGGAUGAACACCCAGAGAUGGAUCAGGAGGAUAUUCAGGUAUUUAAGAGGAAAUGGAUAUAUUACUUUGCAUAUUGUGAAAUUGGAUUCUCGGAACGUGUAUUAGGUGAUCAUAUCUUUACGUUUGUUAGGGAAGGAUAUUCGGAUUACGGAUGUUCAACCUGUCAGUAA
Molecule: messenger RNA, 1650 nt
Organism: Kwoniella mangroviensis CBS 8507
Lineage: Eukaryota; Fungi; Basidiomycota; Tremellomycetes; Tremellales; Cryptococcaceae
Exons: 8
Coding region: 1-1650 (549 amino acids)
Source: RefSeq, a predicted model, not a curated record